This is a messenger RNA of Styela clava, 2705 nucleotides long. RefSeq names its product WD repeat-containing protein 48-like. NCBI's taxonomy places the organism in Eukaryota, Metazoa, Chordata, Ascidiacea, Stolidobranchia, Styelidae. Gene Ontology annotation, molecular function: ubiquitin binding. The record is from RefSeq and is a predicted model, not a curated record. Gene Ontology annotation, biological process: double-strand break repair via homologous recombination.
UUUUAAUGUAAAGAGACUUCAAUUUGAUGUUAUAAAAAAUGGCAAUGCAUCAACGUCGAGAUCCAUCGUUAUCACGGAAAAAGAUUCAGGUGUCGUAUAUCAUUCGUGAUAAAGUGGAAAUGCUGAAUCGCUCUGGUAUUAAUGCUCUACAAUAUGAUCCUGUUGCAAAUCGUUUAUUCACUGCUGGAAGAGAUUCAAUUAUCAGAAUGUGGGAUUGUGAGUCUGCUCAAAAAGAAAUGGAUAAUUCUAAAAAACAUGGAAAAAUGAACAGAGGUUCUUAUGAAGCAUCAAUGGAACAUCACACUGACUGGGUAAAUGAUAUUGUACUUUGUUGCAACAACCGAACUUUGAUUUCUGCAUCUUCUGACACAACUGUAAAGGUUUGGAACGCCCAUCGAGGGUAUUGUAUGUCUACAUUACGUACACAUAAGGAUUAUGUGAGAGCAUUAGCAUAUGCAAGACAUCGCGAACAUGUCGCGAGUGCUGGCCUCGACAGACAAAUAUUUAUAUGGGAUGUUAAUACAUUAACAGCUCUUACUACAGCUCGGAAUACUGUUACAACAUCGAAUGUGAAUGGUUGUAAGCAGUCAAUAUACAGCUUAGCAAUGAAUGCUGCAGGGACUGUUAUGGUGGCAGGUUCGACAGAAAGAGUUCUUCGAGUCUGGGACCCGCGUACUUGUGACAAAAAAAUGAAAUUAAAAGGACAUACAGAUAAUGUUAAAGCACUUUUGGUGAAUAGAGAUGGUACACAAGUAUUAUCUGGUAGCUCAGAUGGCACAAUUCGUCUGUGGUCUCUCGGGCAACAGAGAUGUAUUCUUACAAUGCAUAUACACAGUGAGGGAGUGUGGGCUCUCGCUGCUGCGGAAGGUGACAAUGCUUCAUCUUUCACCAAAAUUUAUUCAUCUGGGAGAGACAGAAGGGUUGUGUGCACUGAUUUAUGUGAUCCAGAUGCCUCGAAAUACGUCGUUUGUGAAGAAAAUGCUCCUGUGUUGAAACUACUGGUGAAUUCUCGAGAAAAUACGAAUGAGAUUUUUGUCGCAACAACUAGUUCCGCAGUCAAUGUUUGGCCAUUGAAGGGGCAAUCAGAUAUAAAUGGAGCUUCCACAGGUGGAUCAUUUGAUGAGGUGAUGUCUGAAGAGGAGUUUUUGACUACAACACAGCCCGAGUUUACGCAACCUUCAUAUACAUUCCCUGGUGAAGCAAGUAUUUUUCAUUACAAAAUAUUAUCAGAUAAAAGACAUAUAUUGACAAAAGACACUGACAAUAAUAUAGCAUUAUGGGAUGUACUCAUUGCAAGAAAAUUAGAAGACCUUGCGGAAAAAGACUUUGAAGCAGAAGUUAAAAAAAGAGAAAAAAUGCUUUAUGUUCCAAAUUGGUUUAGUGUCGAUUUAAAACUCGGCAUGUUGAGUAUACAUUUAGAAGAACCAGACUGUUUUUCUGCCUGGGUUACAGCAAAAGAUGUAACGGGAUUUGAAAAUUCAGAUCCCAGUACCAAGCUUAAUUAUGGCGGUUUGUUGCUGCAGGCAUUGCUGGAACAUUGGCCAAGUACACAUUUACACAUAGAAGACACGUCGGAAAAUGACAGUGAUGAGAAGAAUGAUAGAGAAGGUGAACGUUCACCGAGCCACAAACAAAGACCUCAUAAAAUUAUUAAGGGAAAUAGAUAUUUUUCAGUCCCUGGCCACACUCCAGUAAUAUUUAGUGAAGUAGGUGGUCGUACAUUGUUUCGCUUACUCUGUCGAGAUGCUGCAGGGGAAUCGGAGUCCAUGUUAUUGCGAGACACUGUUCCACAGUGGGUAGUUGAUACUGCUGUUGAGAAAAAGAUACCCACUAAGUUUGUUAAAAUUCCAUUUUAUUUGCAUCCGCAUCCCAACUCAUCAAUAAAAAAUCUCAAAAAGGAUAGAUUGUCUGCAAGUGACAUGCUCUCAAUACGUAAAGUAAUGGAGCAUGUAUAUGAGAAAGUCUUAUGUCUGGAAGAGGAUUCAACUCAAACAUCAUCAAGCACGCCGACAGCAUCUCCAACUGCAAAUGCAGAUAAACAUGAUACUUCAAGCAAUAGUAAGAAGUCUACCCCAACUGGUAACACUGAUGCUGCUAAGACUGAUAUAGAUAAAUCAUCUGUGAUUAUGGACAAAGUUGUGCUGUUAUGCCAGGAGCAAGUUCUCGAUCCAUCAUUAGAUCUGCGUACUGUGAAACAUUUGAUUUGGAAAUCAAGCAGUGAUAUGAUUUUGCAUUAUAAGCUUCAACCUAUUCCAUAACACCCAUUUGCAGUAGAAAUUUAAUUUAUUUCACUUCCAUACAUUUUCAUUACUUUUCUUAUAUUUUAUUUACAUUGUGCUAGUGACAGGGAAAUCCAAGAAAAGCUAUAAAAUAAUGGCCUUUAUAUGACAAUGGACCAGUGUUCCCUUCCAAGCCUUCAAUUUUCGGUGCUUAUUAUCAUUAUUACUAAAUCCUGAAGAUGAGAUGUAAAUUCAGGAAUUAUAAUAUUCGGAUAAUACUAGUAAAUUAUCUACGGCAUAGAUUCGUGUUUUGAGUACAGUCCUUCUCGACCCAUGGCCAAUACCGCAUGAUGAUUUCUGCUUUAUCCUGUGGACCAAGUCCUUGAAUACUGAAUAUGUAGGACAGCAAUGAUGACUGUAUAUCGGGUUUCUUACCGUUAUUAAUAUUUUAAAAUAAAUAUGGAAUCAUACAUAUGGCAUAUUUUA